AGGGCGGAAACGCGGCGCGGUGAGCGCUGGGUAAAUUCACCGACAUACAGGAAGAAAGAGACGAGGCUCGGUGCACACUCCCACAGCAGCGACAACAGAAAGGACCGAAUCACUGCUUGACCAGUUUAGCAGGUAUGGCAGAGUUGGCGAAUCUGGUGCAGCGGCUGGAGGUGGCGGUGGGUCGUCUGGAGGCGAUGUCGGGCCCCGGGGGCAGCGCUGGAGGUUCAGAUGGAGGAGCUGGAUCUGUGUUUGUGGAGGGCUUUGAUGAGAUCGUAAAGGGACCUCUGGCAGAGUACCUCUCCCUCAGCCAGCAGAUAGGGGGCGAUGUCCAGAAACAUGCAGAAAUGAUGAAGCAGGCGUUUGCCACUGAGAGACAGCUCCUCGUCAAAGCUGGCACCUCCCAGAAGCCCUCUGAUGCAGUUUUGACGACUCUCCUGCAGCCCGUGUCCAAAUCCAUCCAGCAGGUGCAGGCGUUUCGCGAGCAGAACCGCAGCUCGCCGUUGUUCAACCACCUCUCUGCCGUCAGCGAGAGCGUGCCUGCUCUUGGAUGGAUCGCCAUGGCUCCCAAACCAGGCCCGUACGUUAAAGAGAUGCAGGAUGCUGCCAUGUUCUACACCAACCGUGUGCUCAAGGACUACAAGGACAAGGACAAGACACACGUGGACUGGGUGAAAGCCUACAUCUCCAUCUGGACUACGUUGCAGCAGUACAUCAAAGACCACCACACCACCGGGCUGACCUGGAGCAAGACGGGUCCGGUAGCUUCAGCCGGUGCCGCUCCACCCAGCGUUUCUGCUGGUGGCCCUCCCCCACCUCCCCCUGGACCACCACCUCCCCCCGCGGACCUGAGCGGACCCGCUGACAGUGGCGACACCGGUGGCACUAAUCGGAACGCCCUGUUCGCCUCCAUCAACAAGGGGGCCGACAUCACCAAGGGCCUGAAGCAUGUGUCCGACAACCAGAAGACCCACAAGAAUCCUAACCUGAGGACUCAGGGUGCUCCGGUGCGCAGCGGACCAAAACCCUUCGCUUCAAGCACCGCCAAACCUGCUGCAUCCGCCAACCCAGCCCGCACACUCCCCCCUGUGCUGGAGCUGGAAGGAAAGAAGUGGAAAGUGGAGAACCAGGAGGACGCUCAGAACCUGGUGAUCAGUGACACUGAGCUGAAGCAAGUGGUCUAUGCUUUCAAGUGUAACAAGAGCACCCUGCAGGUCAAGGGCAAAAUCAACUCCAUCACUUUAGACAACUGUAAGAAAAUGGGCCUGGUGUUUGAUGACGUCGUGGGCAUCGUGGAGAUCAUUAACUGCAAGGACAUCAAGAUCCAGGUCAUGGGGAAGGUCCCAACCAUUUCCAUCAACAAGACAGAUGGCUGCCACAUUUAUCUGAGCCAGGACUCUCUGAAGUGUGAGAUCGUCAGUGCCAAGAGCUCAGAGAUGAACAUUCUGGUUCCCAACAAAGAUGGAGAGUUUACGGAGCUCCCUGUACCCGAGCAGUUCAAGACCGUAUGGGACGGCAGUAAGCUCGUCACCACAGCAACAGAGAUCGCCGGAUAAACGGGGGCAGCGUAUUAAAACGGCCGCCCCUCCUCGACGCCAUCCCCAACCUUUCAAAUUUUUUUUUUUUUUUUUUUUUUUUUUUUUGCAGACUCCUGUCUGAUUGAUCGACAACCCCUCCACAGCUCAUUCUCACACUGUAGACUGAGAUUCAGACCUCAUGAAUUAUCUCUUCACAUUCUUAUCAGCCAAUCACAGCUUAAGCUGUUCCUUCUGUAAGCCAAUGAGAAGACUGCUCCCCUUAUCUGGAGCAGAUCCUCCAGCCAAUCAGCAGGGAGCAGCUUGUCAUUUAAACUGGGGUUUCCCUGCAAGCACCUUUUGAAAGCAUUCAUGAGUUUUGCCAACAGCUGGGAAGCUCUGUAUGUGUUUUAUUUUUUAUUUAUCUGGAUGAUGCUGAGCUAAAUUUGGAAUAGCCAAUGGGGAUGUUGAUUCCUCUGCAGCCAAUCAGGCUCAUCUCUUUCCCUUCUUCCUGGUCAGCUGGGGGGCUGGCGUGUUUUAAAGUUGUGGCCUCAUAGGUUUCUGUUCCAUUAUAUGCAAUUCACUGGUGAUGCAUUUGUCCACAAAAAAGCCCUUUUUAAAGAGGAUGAAGGCAUCUAUAGCUCCUCUGAUGACUACAACCCUAAGACUCAUAGUGGAUAAUGUAAUUUUUAAAAAAAAGUCAGCACUCUUGAGCACAUAAAUAGGAGUAAAAAAGAAGCUGUGCAGAACCACCGUCUCAUUUUAAAGCAGAAAACCAUCUAGAUGACAUCGGAACAGUUUAAAAUUAUUUUCCCUUAAAUCCUCACAUUCCUGAAUUAGAGAGAGAACAUUCCACGAGAGGAGGCGUGUAAGAAAAGUUUACGAUAAAGAGCAACGAGAUGCUUGAACUCGAAGUGAAUUAAAAAAAAGACUGAUGGAUAUGAUCAUUGAAUGAUUGGAAAUGUCUGCUGUAAUCACCUGUACAGACGCAGUCUUUAAAUAUUAGCCCGACCAUCAGCGCAUCGCUCCUUCUCAUGUCUGCACUCAGUUUAUCUGCAGCUCCUGUAGCUGCGGAGCUCUUUGCUGAAUUUUCUUUUAUAAUGUCUCUUUAUUUUUGUUUUGUUUACCUCUUUCAUUUUUGCGGGGUCCAAACUCAGAAAUCUGCUCAUUAGUACUGGAGACAUCAUUAAAAAUGUUGCAGUAAAUGAA
Molecule: messenger RNA, 2720 nt
Organism: Archocentrus centrarchus (flier cichlid)
Lineage: Eukaryota; Metazoa; Chordata; Actinopteri; Cichliformes; Cichlidae
Gene: cap1
Product: CAP, adenylate cyclase-associated protein 1 (yeast)
Exons: 13
Coding region: 135-1553 (472 amino acids)
Biological process (GO): actin filament organization; cell morphogenesis; cytoskeleton organization
Cellular component (GO): cytoplasm
Molecular function (GO): actin binding; adenylate cyclase binding
Source: RefSeq, a predicted model, not a curated record